This is a messenger RNA of Ornithodoros turicata, 2211 nucleotides long. RefSeq lists its product as uncharacterized. The transcript has 2 exons. The record is from RefSeq and is a predicted model, not a curated record. Bases 309 to 2180 code for a protein of 623 amino acids. NCBI's taxonomy places the organism in Eukaryota, Metazoa, Arthropoda, Arachnida, Ixodida, Argasidae.
GUAGGGAAAACUCUGGUACUUCGACACGAAAAACACUUAUUGCUCCAGAAUCACCAUCAACGAACUCUGUUAAACCAGAGUGUGAAUUUACAACUGCGCGGUCGAGCGGUGAAGCUAACACAGCGGAUGGAUUCGACCCGCAGCCGUCAUCAGGAACUCGGCAAACUUCUUCAUCUUCGAAAGACUCACCUGGACAAACGACGACCACGGCUACGACAGCUGACAACACGGUUACGCAAGAGACAUCGUCUAUAUCAACGAGAAGGUUCUACACGGAAUUGAGCUUCCCAGAGGUCGGCAUAGACUCGAUGCCUAUUCAUGGAGCUGAUGGUGACGCCCCUGGAAGUGAGACUUCGUCGUCAGAGGAUACCACCACGGCUGCAAUGGCGACGACUGAGACGACGGAAGAUAGUUUAGAUCAAGGCGGUCAUGUUCAUUUGGAAGAGAAAGAAAUGACAAAGUUCUUAUCUCAAGUUACUGUCGUUAAUUCAUCAGAAUCUAAUAUAGGGUCUAACGAUUGCAGAAAACCCCGUCGUUCUGUUGAUACCCGAUUUCCAUUUAGCCCGAGAAAGCGACGACCAUCUGAAGAACAUGGAGAUCAAGACGCUAAAACGAUGAGCUGGGUCCCUCCGAUUCCCAAAUUGCUCCUAAAAGAAUACAGGAAAAAUGUUCUCAAGAACGCAGCAGGAGUACAACAGAUGACACCCGAAGUGACACCCUCUCAACACCACACGCGCGAAGGCGCGAUUGGAAAUAUCGUACCUGUGGAGGAAACGACGUCUUCUCCUACCGACGGCAACACCGCCAGAUGGACUGAGCCAUUUCGAGAAGUACAUCGUGACACCGAGAGCACAUAUGCAAACUACACCAGCACAGGAGUUGCAGGCGCGAGAUUCUCGUCCGUAUCUGGCAGCAAAACUGAUGACUCGAGAGAAGGUGGACAAAGACACCGGAAAAGUGGCACCAUCAACGCAAAACGAACAAGGCCGAAAUCUGCGUCGUUCCACGGCAUCCUUCCAUCCGACAGAUUAGGCAGCGUUGACGGUGAACGUGCUGUUGUCCCUCGUUCCAAGUCAUAUACAGAAUACUGGCUGAAGACUGUUUCUCUCUACAAGGAAGUCUCAACCUGCCAAAUCUCACCUUCAACGGAUUCUUCGGGUGACAUUAUGGAAACCGAAUCCAUGGCUCAUGUGCUGCAUGGCUUGCACGACACCAGACAGGGAGAAACGUUGGAGGAGAUCGACCUCGAAAACUUCAUCCGCGAAAACCAGAUGAACCCACUUCUGAAGACCUUCUUGUACAUGCAUAAAACUGCGUACCAGACAUCUGUAACGCGGGAUACACCGAAAUCAACCACGUACGUGAGCUACGACUUACAAGGUACUCCCAUUUCUUCCAAUUUCCCGCAACCAUAUGAACCGAACGAGAUUAUACCGAAGACUGACUCUCCUACUUCACUAGAAAUUAAGCAACCAAAUAUCGAAACCGACAGGAAGAAAUCAUAUAGUUUGCAGCCCAGCGCAGACUACCGCAUUAUUCCCGCUCCUGCACAGUGCGACAGUACGUCGGAGGCAACAAUCAUUCUCGAGUGCGACCGGGGCAGGCGCUUUUAUGAUGCCGAACGUCAGAGUGAAAUCUUCUCACCCAACACUGCAACCACCAUCGCAGAGCAAGCCAGUUUCGAAGACAGCUCUAGCAGCGGUCCUCCAAAAUCGCUCAAGAAAACGCUGCGAAAAACGGCGCCGUACCGUACGCCGUUCCCUCUGUGCAGCAGUUCGCGGUCGAGCGCCGCGGCUCCGAUCAGUCUGAGAAUGUUGAGACGUACGAACUCGACGGAAUACAUGACGCCGUCUAUGACACAAGGUCGUAGCCCAAUAGGGCAUUCCGUCGAAGAGGAAAAACCGUUGAAGAAGUGCGUGAGCGCCCUUUCGUACCUUGAGAAAAACCGUCUUUGGAAACCUGAUUCGUUGCCCUUUCAGCGGUGGCUGAACGCGGCCAGGAGGGCGUCGUUAAGGCCUGGCGAUGGAGGGUCUGUCCUGGAUGAGUCGGGACGCCCGUCUUCGCAAGAUAUGAUAACGUCGAGCGAGUCGUCAGAGGAGGAAGAGAUGCAUAGCUUGGCGUCUACUACGAUGCAGAGUUAUACGAACGAAGAAGGUACGGACGACGAAGAAAUAUUUUGAAGUGUUCAUCAUUAUAAUAAACCUAUGGAUA